ACCUCACCACACAGAGAUCAAUGGCCGAGUUUGUGGACGCUGUGCAGGCGGCGGGUGCGCUGGUGUGCGAGGCCAACGGGAGCAUUGUGGCGUCCAAAGGCAGCCUGGAAGACAACACCGAGGUGGCCAAGGCCGUUGUGGCUCUGCUCAACAACGCCGCGCUCCUGAUGUCCGGCACCAACGCCGAGGACAAGCUGCGGAAGGUGACCAUCACCUUUGACGAUGUCGCCUACGGUGUCACCAUCUCGGACGGCCAAGUCUUUGUCGUCCAGAACGACCUGUAAAGCAUGUAACCCACACCC
This is a messenger RNA of Thecamonas trahens ATCC 50062, 302 nucleotides long. RefSeq lists its product as uncharacterized. Gene Ontology annotation, molecular function: guanyl-nucleotide exchange factor activity. Gene Ontology annotation, biological process: positive regulation of TOR signaling; cellular response to amino acid stimulus. The record is from RefSeq and is a predicted model, not a curated record. Bases 21 to 284 code for a protein of 87 amino acids. The transcript is spliced from 3 exons. Gene Ontology annotation, cellular component: lysosome; Ragulator complex. Lineage: Eukaryota; Apusomonadida; Apusomonadidae.